This is a messenger RNA of Heterobasidion irregulare TC 32-1, 417 nucleotides long. RefSeq lists its product as uncharacterized. Lineage: Eukaryota; Fungi; Basidiomycota; Agaricomycetes; Russulales; Bondarzewiaceae. The record is from RefSeq and is a predicted model, not a curated record. Bases 1 to 417 code for a protein of 138 amino acids. The transcript is spliced from 3 exons.
AUGGUCAUCACAGCGUACUGCACCACCCUGAUUACGAUCCGGAUCUGGAGUACUAGUAACGCCAGCCAGAGUGUUUCAAGUUUGCGACCGGUUAUAAUUGCUAUGGUUGAGAGCGGCGCCUUGUACACUUCAAGUAUUCUAUGCGUUUUAGUCACCUACUUGGCUUCAUCAUACGGAACAUACACCUCCCUCGAUACUGUGAUGCCUUUCGUGAUCAAGCGGCAGAUCAGCAGCGGCUCUAGUAACAUGAUGGACUCGGGAAAUGGCAGCAACGGUGCCGAUGCCAUGCGUGCACCCAUCGAAGUGUGGACAUCAUCCAGCGUACGCCAAGACCGAGAUGCAUUGCCCAUGAAAACCUUUUGGUCGCAGAACGGAGCAUCUGACGAUACGAAGUACAGUGGGCCCACAAUAGUAUAA